Molecule: messenger RNA, 1689 nt
Organism: Chenopodium quinoa (quinoa)
Lineage: Eukaryota; Viridiplantae; Streptophyta; Magnoliopsida; Caryophyllales; Amaranthaceae
Product: protein YIPF1 homolog
Exons: 6
Coding region: 460-1254 (264 amino acids)
Biological process (GO): vesicle-mediated transport
Cellular component (GO): Golgi apparatus; membrane
Molecular function (GO): small GTPase binding
Source: RefSeq, a predicted model, not a curated record
GUAUUUUGCGGUGCGGUUUGGUGUGGGUUUUUUAGGAGUGCAGUUUGAAAAAAAAUAUAAAUUCCAAUUUUGCGAUCCAAACCGCACCGCGAACACCCCUAUAUUACAAAAAAACCAAAAAACAAAAAACCAGACAAUUCCUUUUAAGUAUUGAGGGAGUUUUACACAACCACAUGCAUGAUUAAUGAUAAUGGAAAACUAAUAAAAACUACUACUUUAAUGAUCUCUGGAUUUUAUUGUUGUUAGAUGAAAAAAAAAAACUGCUUUUACUUAAAAAAAAGAAUCUAAUUUGUCAAUUUGUACAUUCCCUUCUUCGACAUUAACAACAAGAAACGCAAGAAAAGGGACUUUAUCAGCCAUAAAUAUAAUUGUUCAAAAGCUCGAAUCUCGAUCAAAAAAAUUUCACCAUUUUUGUUGUUGUUUUCUUCCCAAAAUUCUCUCUGUAUCUGAAGUUUGACAAUGGAUGAACAGUACAAUAAUCUUCCAACAAGCCAAUUACUUGGCUCAGUUCCAGCUGUUGUAGCUGAAGAAGGUAAGGGUAAUGCGAACUCGGCGCCCCAAGCGAAUUUGCAGUUAUUCCCUCCUCAUCAAGGUGGAGACAAAGGACCUGGAUAUCAGAAUGUACCAAGUUCUAGUGAAGGAGGUGGGCCACCACCAACAAACAACUGGCAGGGAGUGUUUAACGUCUACUCAUACACACAGUACUUCAAUGUGGACACAGACAUCGUAAUCAAUAGAUUGCUGAGUUCAUUAGAUCCUAGAAGUGGUGAUUUCUUCAGCAAGAUUGAUGCAAACCCUGAUCUCUACGGGCUUAUUUGGAUAUCCACAACUUUGGUCUUUGUGAUUGCGUCUCUUGGAAAUUUAGCCACCUACUUAAUAGGGAGUUCGUCCUGGAAUUUUGAUGUCAGCUUUAUGAGUUUGGCUGCCAGUGCAGUGUAUGGCUAUGCAAUUGUAGUGCCCUUGGGAUUUUAUUUCUUGCUUCAGUAUCUGGGUUCGCCUGCCAGUGUUGUACGCUUCUGGUGCAUGUGGGGUUAUUCACUCUUCAUCUUUGUUCUAAGCUGUUUCUUGUUGGUAAUUCCUCUGGAGUUUCUGAGAUGGGUGAUCAUACUUCUAGCGAGUGGUGUUUCAGCUUGCUUUGUUGCGUCAAACCUCAGGACUUAUGUUGAGGGGAAUGAUCUCAUGGUGGUUUUGGUGGCUGCAUUCAUGUUGCAAUUUGCUUUGGGACUCUUCAUCAAGGUCUGGUUUUUCACAUAGAAAUUCCUCUUGGUAAUUCGACGACUCAUCUUUCCAAGAUUGACUUUUUGGAGAGGGAAUUUGCUUGUGAAAAAACCAAUUCUGACCACGUCAUGACAGAUGUUCUAUUUUUCAUCGUUUCCAAAAAAAAAAAAAAAAAAAUCAACAAUUUUGCUACUGUUGUUAAUGUUGUUUUUGCUGUUGAUAAUUGUUUAUGUUUCCAAAAAGGCGUCAAUAUAGGAUCGGGAACUUACAAUAGUGUAUGUAAGUGGUAGCAGAUUAGGAAUUGUUUCUUCUUGCUGCAGUUUUCUUCAUUUGGAGUGUUUUAUUUUACUAUUUUCUCGUGGUUUCUACAAAUUUUAUGUAAAUAGAUUUCACUUCAUUGAGCAACUGAAUGAAGUCAGUAUAUUGCAUUUACAAAUGACUAGAUUCUUUGUACACAAUUGUUUUGCUGCU